Molecule: messenger RNA, 1626 nt
Organism: Tigriopus californicus
Lineage: Eukaryota; Metazoa; Arthropoda; Copepoda; Harpacticoida; Harpacticidae
Product: required for excision 1-B domain-containing protein-like
Exons: 2
Coding region: 420-1385 (321 amino acids)
Biological process (GO): cellular response to hydrogen peroxide
Source: RefSeq, a predicted model, not a curated record
AGAAUGACGUCGAUGAUAAGUGAUGGUCACAGAGAAGACGUCGUCGAGGACGCAGUCUUGGCGUUAGCCUGAGAUCUAUCUACGCUCUAGCCUCUGAAUUACACACAGACACACACGCAGGCCUGGACGCUGUAGUUACUCGUUGCACCAUCAGAAGAUCGACGAAGAAGUAGAAGACGAUGAGGAAGCAGAUCAACUGAACAACUGAACAUCAACUAGUCAUCAGACGGAGAAGGAGAAGAAGGAAGAAGGUGAGAGUCUCACCUUACUACCAUAGAUUGCUCGUGUCCCCAGGCAAGGGAAGAAAGAGACAUUGUUCAGCCCUCUCGCAAUCCGGCUCGAUUUGAACCGGGACUGACGAUUUACUAUGUUUGUGGCGCCUUAGCCAGACCCACCUCCAUUUACGCCCCCAUCCUACGAUGAGUGACCUCAAGCCCGACUUGGUGGCCAAUUCCGGGCCCGAAACGCGGACCGGUGUCAGUUUGGGCCUCUCCGUUCCCGGGCCUGGCUCCAAGAAGACCACUCCUCCCGGAAUCGCGCCGCCACUGAGUCUCAUUAUUACCGGGUUUUCCAAUCUCCGCGUGGCCAAAUCGCGUCAUCGACGGCGCCGAUCCACUCAAUCCCAAGGCUCUCGCCCAGCCUUGCGGUUGAAGCCCAGUUCCAGCUUUAAGAGCUCAGUCAUCAGUCCUCCGAUGUCGCGCUCGCCGGGAGAGAAGAGACCCCUCUUGAUGCCCGGCCGUCUCAAAGUGCCCGAUAGCCUGAGAUCCUUUUCUAGUCUUUCGCCGCCAGUCGGAUCGCCCGUUAACGGUCGAUUAGAUUCGCCAGCUCAAUCUGCGGCUCUGCCUCCAGUACAUAGUGUGGCUUUUGAUUAUCGGGAAAGUGCUCCGUACGGAUUGAGUAGUGGAGCCGCUCAUGGGACCCAAACUUACCGGAUUUCUCGAUCCCUGUCAUCGUCCUCUUUGCCUUCCUUGGAAGACGAUGUGAAGGGCGCCUUGAACACCCUGCCUAUGCCGUUUGGUUCGUUGUCGCAAUCGGUUCAGGAUUUCUCAGAGUGCUGCCGUGAAUUAGAGUGCUUCUCGCUGGCUGAACAAGACCCCGAUAGUAUUCCUCGCCCAAUGGUCAAAGUCCGGAAGCGACGAGGAGGUGGGUCGUGUCCGCCUUUGGGGCCCUCGGUCGGAGGGUUGCCGUCCUCCGACGAGGGCUCCACUCCGACCUCUCAAUCAUGCUCUCACGGUCCAAUGUCACAUUCGUCGAGUUGCGCUUCCGAAGCUCGCCAACAUCAGGAUUACCCCGAUAUUUCAGUCAACGAUCUGGCCGGAUAUCUCGAGGAUUCGAUUAUAUUUCCCAAGAAAAUGUCGUACAUGGCAGAGAUGAUGUAUACCUAGUGUCCAGUCUAGCAACAGAUCAUUUAAUUCAAGCUCCCAGUACUUCUACUUUUACCACCACCACCACUACUACUACUACUACUUCUGCUACUACUGCUACUACUCACGUAACGUAUCAAUGAUAACAACUGCCCGCCCGUUUUGGAACCGCUAAUAAAUUCGGAACCUCGAUCAUAACACCGCUUGCGGCAUUCAGUUUUUGAGUUGGCUUGCUAGAUCGCCCUUUGUUCAUUGAUUUCAG